AUGUUUGCUUUCGUGUUCAGUAACUUGGCGUUACGAAGCUUGUUGCUCGCAUACACCGUACCAUGGAGCACUUCAAAUAUCUCAGGGUACUACCGACUGACCUUGUAUCUACUCACGGUCGCGGGUGUGGUCUUCCGCUCGGAGCUAGCAAUCUUAGUGGGAACAAUCACCAUCUAUCUGUUCAUCACACGAAGGAUCUCGAUCACAAAUGUCAUCAUCCCAGCUGGAAUUGGUGGCCUCAUCAUUGGGCUCCUCUGCACCGUGCCUUUGGAUUCCUUCUUCUGGCAGUCUUUCCCGCUUUGGCCCGAAUGGACGGGCUUCUAUUACAACACCAUCCAAGGACAUUCGGCUGAUUGGGGCGUAUCACCAUGGCAUUAUUACUUUGCAAAUGCACUGCCACGACUACUACUGAACCCAGCGACGUUUUUGCUUUGCAUUCCAGUUGCAAUCAUGAACACAUCGACGUCCAGGCGAAGCUUGGAUCUGCUCGUUCCACUACUUAGUUUUGUGGCACUUUACAGCUUCCUUCCGCACAAAGAAUGGCGCUUUAUUCUCUACGUAAUACCGGGUCUAACUGCAGUGGCUGCAGACGGAGCAGCUUGGAUCUGGACCCGCAGAUCAAAAUCCUUUGUAUACGCCACUCUGAGCUUGGCCUUGCUAGGAUCAGUUUUGGUAUCAUUCGCUGCAUCUACUGCGAUAUUGGGUAUCUCCAGCCUCAACUAUCCCGGAGGCGAAGCUCUUCAUACCCUACACAAAGAGACGGGACAUCCGGACAGAAACCACUUUAGCGUGUACUUCGAUAAUCUAGCUUGCCAAACAGGCGUCACACGUUUUCUAGAGAGCCACAGAGGACCCCAGACGGUACUUGAUGUUCUUGAAGCACGGGAUACACUGAAUAGCAGAACAUGGACAUACGACAAGACCGAAGACCCAGACGCACUUCUAGACCCAAUGUUCUGGACCAAGUUUGACUAUGUUCUUGCUGAGAGACCAGAGAAGGUGAUUGGUAGUUGGGAGGUAGUUCAUACUGUGUAUGGAUUUGGCGGAGUCAGACUUCUGAAGCCAGGAGAAGAGAGCGGCUUGCUGGUCGAGUAUUCGGAUACAACAGAAGAAAAGGUCACAUCGCAAGACAAGUGGGCUUCCAAGGUUGCAGCGACAUGGCAUGGAUUGGAAAAGCUAUUAAGGAAUGGCCUAUUGCGAGGAUACUGGGCUGAGAUUCGGAUGGAGCCAAAGAUCCAUAUCUUGCAGAACCAGUUGAAAUAG
Messenger RNA from Alternaria alternata, 1263 nucleotides. RefSeq lists its product as hypothetical. The record is from RefSeq and is a predicted model, not a curated record. Gene Ontology annotation, cellular component: endoplasmic reticulum membrane. Gene Ontology annotation, molecular function: alpha-1,6-mannosyltransferase activity. NCBI's taxonomy places the organism in Eukaryota, Fungi, Ascomycota, Dothideomycetes, Pleosporales, Pleosporaceae. The transcript has 2 exons. Gene Ontology annotation, biological process: protein N-linked glycosylation. Bases 1 to 1263 code for a protein of 420 amino acids.